Messenger RNA from Sesamum indicum (sesame), 1038 nucleotides. RefSeq names its product photosystem I light harvesting complex protein 5 (gene LHCA5). Gene Ontology annotation, cellular component: membrane. The record is from RefSeq and is a predicted model, not a curated record. Gene Ontology annotation, biological process: photosynthesis, light harvesting. NCBI's taxonomy places the organism in Eukaryota, Viridiplantae, Streptophyta, Magnoliopsida, Lamiales, Pedaliaceae.
UGUCUUACAGUUAACCCAAACUAGCAUUGUGGACCUUGUUUUGCAUCCUCUUCUUGCCAGGUACUUGGCAAGAAUUUGAUUGAGCAAACAAGAAAAAGAUGGAAAUUGCAGCGGCAAGAGGCCUCCAAAUUCUGGUGAACUCUGGCUCCUCUCCCUUCGCCAGAAAGAGCAUAAACAGAGCAGCAUUUGGGAAAAAGACGAACUGGCUUCUGAAAAAUGGUUCUACUCUGCGCUGCCACCGGGUGGUGGUUAAAGCUCAGGGCCGUCCCACAUGGCUACCCGGCCUCGACCCUCCACCUUAUCUUGAUGGAACACUUGCUGGAGAUUUUGGAUUCGAUCCCCUUGGACUUGGUGAGGAUCCUGAAAGCUUGAAGUGGUAUGUCCAGGCAGAGCUGGUCCAUGCUCGGUUUGCCAUGGCUGGAGUUGCUGGAAUCCUUGUGACUGAUCUACUGCGUGUAACAGGAAUAAGCAAUUUGCCAGUCUGGUUUGAAGCUGGUGCCACCAAAUUUGAUUUUGCAAGCACCAGAACUCUACUCGUUGUUCAGCUACUGUUGAUGGGUUUUGUUGAAACCAAAAGAUACAUGGAUUUCAGAAAUCCUGGAUCUCAAGCAAAAGAGGGAUCUUUCUUUGGGUUGGAAGCUGCCCUGGAAGGGCUGGAACCCGGAUAUCCUGGUGGCCCAUUGCUAAAUCCUCUUGGCCUGGCUAAAGAUAUAAAGAAUGCUCAUGAAUGGAAGCUGAAAGAGAUAAAAAAUGGACGACUAGCAAUGGUUGCCAUGCUAGGCAUCUUCGUUCAAGCUAAUGUUACACACGUCGGCCCAGUUGACAAUCUCAUACAGCACCUCUCUGAUCCCUGGCACACAACAAUUAUUCAAACACUUGCUGGAUCUGAUUCUUGAUCAUACAGAAAAAGAUUUGUUAAAGAGAAUUCAUCUAAUUUUUUCAAUUCUCUAUUUGGACAAGGAUGUAUAGAGUUCAAUGCAGCUGAUUUUGUUCAACAAGAGUGCAUAACUACAUGAUGACGGAUGUUACCUUUUCUCC